Suricata suricatta (meerkat) is the source of this 507-nucleotide messenger RNA. RefSeq names its product myomixer, myoblast fusion factor (gene MYMX). Lineage: Eukaryota; Metazoa; Chordata; Mammalia; Carnivora; Herpestidae. The transcript has a single exon. Gene Ontology annotation, cellular component: Golgi membrane; plasma membrane; endoplasmic reticulum membrane. Bases 1 to 270 code for a protein of 89 amino acids. The record is from RefSeq and is a predicted model, not a curated record. Gene Ontology annotation, biological process: myoblast fusion; skeletal muscle organ development.
AUGCCCAUCCCACUGCUCCCGCUGCUGCUGCGAACGCUCAUGUCCCACCUGCUGCUGCCUGCCACCCGCCUGGCCCGCCGGCACCUCCUGCCCCUGCUGCGCCGGCUGGCCCGCCGCCUGGGCUCUCAGGACGUUCGAGAAGCUUUGCUGGGCUGUCUGUUGUUCAUCCUCAGCCAGAGCCGCCCGCCUGACGCUGAGGAGGUCUCCAGAGUGGCUGGCCAGGAGAGGAGGGAGAGGCUAGCUUCCCACAAACGAGGCUGCGAUCCCUGAUAUUCGCUGUGUCAUCAGAAGCCGUUCUUCUGGAGCAAGACAGUCCUGGCCCCACCACUGAGCACAGCCUACCCAGUGUGCAGAAGACAUGGGGGGGGGGGCGCGGACCGAGCACAAAGAGGGGUCUGACCGGGAAUGCAUCCACACUCCCAACAGGAAUGACUGGAAGGAUGCCCAGCAUCUACAGAAAACUGAUCAUGGCCUGUCCCUGCAUUUCUCCUCCCAAGACACCUUUCC